Messenger RNA from Populus euphratica (Euphrates poplar), 2701 nucleotides. RefSeq names its product cryptochrome 2 (gene CRY2). The record is from RefSeq and is a predicted model, not a curated record. NCBI's taxonomy places the organism in Eukaryota, Viridiplantae, Streptophyta, Magnoliopsida, Malpighiales, Salicaceae. Gene Ontology annotation, biological process: circadian regulation of gene expression; blue light signaling pathway; entrainment of circadian clock by photoperiod. The coding region runs from base 292 to 2232 and encodes 646 amino acids. Gene Ontology annotation, molecular function: DNA binding; deoxyribodipyrimidine photo-lyase activity; FAD binding. Gene Ontology annotation, cellular component: nucleus; cytoplasm. The transcript is spliced from 5 exons.
UGAUCAACGAAGAAACCGAUUCAAUUACUUCACAAUAAAGACAACAGCAAUGCCCAUUUCUUCAAACCCACUAUCACUUCACAAAUGUUCCAACACAAGCUUGGCCACUACAGGCUACUAGAAGCUGAGAAUUUACUGGGUAUUGCUAGUGCUACAUCAUUCAUCAAUUUAUCUAUCUAUCUGUUCUUAAAAAAUCAACCUCAACACCAACUGGAUAUUCACAGUUCUGAAUCAAAGCUGAGUCUGAGAUGGGGAGAGCAUUAAGAGAUCUGAAACUCUAAUUUGAUCCUAAUGGAUAGAAGUAAGACCAUUGUUUGGUUUAGGAGGGACCUUCGAAUUGAGGAUAACCCUGCAUUAGCUGCUGCUGCAAGGGAUGGUUGUGUUUUCCCUGUAUUUAUAUGGUGUCCUAAAGAAGAAGGACAAUUCUACCCGGGUCGAGUGUCCAGGUGGUGGCUGAAGCAGUCCCUUGCUCACUUGGGACAAUCCUUGAAAUCACUUGGUGCUGAACUUGUUCUCAUCAAAACCCAUAGUACAGUUGCUGCUCUUCUGGAUUGCAUCGAAACCAUUGGGGCGACGAGAGUGGUAUUUAACCAUCUCUAUGAUCCUGUCUCUCUUGUUCGUGAUCACAACAUCAAAGAAAAAUUGGUGGAGCUUGGCAUUUCUGUACAAAGUUAUAAUGGCGAUUUGUUGUAUGAACCGUGGGAAAUAUAUGAUGAAAGAGGGCAUGCUUUCACGACAUUUGAAGCAUACUGGGACAAGUGCUUGCACAUGCAAAUGGAACCUGUUUCACAUCUUCCUCCAUGGAGAUUGGUACCUGCUGCAGGAACAGUUAUGAAAUGUUCAGUUGAGGAAUUAGGUCUUGAAGAUGAAGCCGAAAAAUCUAGUAAUUCCUUGUUAGGAAGAGGAUGGUCUCCGGGUUGGAGCAAUGCUGAUAAGGCUCUAACUGAAUUUGUUGAACAGCAUCUAAUUGAUUAUGUGGAGAGUAGGCUAAAAGUUGGGACCUCCACCUCACUUUUGUCCCCGUAUCUUCAUUUUGGAGAGCUGAGUGUGAGGAAAGUUUUCCAAUUUGUGCAAUUGAAGCAGUUAUUGUGGGCAAAAGAAGAGAACUUAAUGGGGCAAAAAAGCGUGACUCUGUUUCUUAGAUCCAUCGGGCUUAGGGAAUACUCCCGUUAUCUUUGUUUUAACUUUCCGUUCACUCAUGAGAGAUCGUUGUUGAGCAACUUAAAGUAUUUUCCGUGGGAUGACAAUCAGGUCCAUUUUAAGGCUUGGAGACAGGGGCGGACUGGUUACCCAUUAGUUGAUGCAGGAAUGCGUGAGCUCUGGGCAACUGGUUGGAUACACAACAAAAUAAGAGUAAUUGUUUCAAGCUUCGCAGUAAAAGUUCUUCUUCUUCCUUGGAGAUGGGGAAUGAAAUAUUUCUGGGACACUCUUUUGGAUGCAGAUUUGGAAAGUGACAUCCUUGGUUGGCAGUAUAUUUCAGGGAGCUUACCAGAUGCUCAUGAGCUUGAACGCUUGGAUAACCCAGAGAUUCAAGGCUCCAAAUUUGACCCAGAGGGUGAAUACGUACGGCGCUGGUUGCCCGAGCUAGCAAGAAUGCCAGCUGAAUGGAUCCAUCAUCCUUGGGAUGCAUCCAUUGCUGUGCUUAAAGCUGCUGGAGUUGAAUUGGGAAUCAAUUACCCAAAACCUAUAAUUGAUAUAGAUUUGGCUAGAGAGCGUCUAAUGGAAGCUAUAUUCAAGAUGUGGGAAAUGGAAGCAGCUGCACGGGCUUCAAAUACAAAUGGAACUAAUGAAGUUGUUGUUGAUAAUACUGAUGAUACUGAGAAUUUGGCCAUUCCGAAGGUUGUCUUAAAAGAUAAGGUUACUUGUCCUACUAAUUCAUCUAAUGAUCAGAGGGUACCAACAAAUCAGAAUUCCAAGAAUAUUCCAGCUUAUAGGAAGAGAUCAAAGUACAUGGAAGAAGAGAGACCACAACCAGAUAAAUUGCAUAAUGAUGAUAAUGUAGUGGGUACCUCAAGAAAGGAUGAAGACUUGUGCUCUACUGCUGAAUCUUCAUCAGCUAAGAAGCAGGCCACCAGCAAAUGUUCGUUUUGUGUUCCCCAGUACUGUUCCUCCUCAGAAGGCAAGCCUUUGCAGGAGUGUGAGUCUUCUGACCUCAGGCAGCCAUUGCAAGCACAAAUUGAAAUGGAACAGAGUUCGAGCAAAGAUGGUAAGCAAUUGCACUUUAUUGUCUAGAUGAUCGAAGUGGAUACAAUUUCUAGUUCUCUUAUCAUGUUCCCGAUCUCUGUCAAAAUCAUUACUGGAAACCAACUUGCAUGGUUUUCUCCCUACUUGUCUUCCUUCGGCUUCUAAUGCAUUGGCUUAGUUUUCCUUCUACUAAAUUUGCAUUUGCCAAACAGAAUAUCUCUUAUCUGUCGUAAAUCCAUGCGCUUCUCCACUGUCAAUCAAGAAAGAUAGCUUAUUUGACAGAUAAGCUCCAUAGCUUUCCGGGGCCAUGUUUUGACAUUACAAGAGUGUAAAUUUGUUUCUUAUUGUGUUUGCUUCUUGCUUUCUGUAGACAAAAUCAUAGAAAGAGGCUUAAGACAUGUAACAAAGUUUUGGAUUAUGCAUGUACCUUCUUACAUGGAUAUGAUGCUUUUAUGGUACAUGUGUGCACUUUAGAGCACAUAUAAAUAGACAGUGAAUAACCUCUGUGGAGUCAAUA